Rubroshorea leprosula is the source of this 500-nucleotide messenger RNA. Lineage: Eukaryota; Viridiplantae; Streptophyta; Magnoliopsida; Malvales; Dipterocarpaceae. The record is from the annotation of a GenBank genome assembly.
GUACUAAUUGGAUAAGUCAAAAUCAAACAAGAGUAACACGAACCAGGAACAUGUUUAGGGGACAAGUAGGCUAAGAAGUAUGAAAUACACAUUAUGGUUGUUGUUGAUCAGAUGAACCCUUAUAUACAUGUACAUUAAUUUUUGCCUCAAGCAGAAAAUAGUUGUAUACAGACAAUCAAGGGAGGGAGACGCGCCAAUUCCAAUAAUCUUCACUUACAAAAUUACAUGCAAGAUGGCUUGGAAGAUAACACCUGGUUCUAAAAAUUCUUAAGAUGACAAUGCCAAAACUAGCUAUCAACUGGUUCUUAUUACCUCCAGUGCUGCCUCCACCCCCGUUGGAAAAACAUGAUGUCGGGUGUGUAAUGAUGUUAGCAUUUGGGUAAGUAGUCAAACAAGAUCAGCUCUACACACGUGUUAUCAGGCUGCUGUAGUCGAUACCCGAUUUAGUUGUAUUAUGUGUGUUCUCAAGCUACAGUCCUUAACCUAUUUAAUUAGAGAGC